CCUCAGCAGUUUCUCCUUACACUUGUGCUCCAGAGCCUUCCCCAGCUCUGUUGUCCUUCUCUGGACAUCUCUGACAAACAUUUGUCUUCAAGUGGGGGUUGACUCCACAUUUUAAACUUGUCAUUGUAGAUUCUUUUGCAGGGUAUGCACAGCUGACCUGCUUGACCUGGCUCUUACACAGGGCUCUUAGCAAACUCCCUAAUUAGCUUUAUGGACGCUCAAAAUAGUCCUGUAUCAAGUCUGAUUAGAAACUGAAACGUCCUCUUUAAAGAGCAAGAGAUCCAGAAUUUAAGAUCCACUUAGUCUGACAUUUUUCCACAUUGCAGCAGCUGCCCAGACUUGCAGACUGUUUGCUACUUGGUGUUGGAUAUUUUCACCCAAAAUCCUUCUUGAAACAGGAGAAUUUUCUAGCACCACCUUUAGUAGUGAUGUAUUCCUGUGAGAAGCCUCUGUUUUGGACAAACUGAAGAAGGAGCUCCUACAAGGCUGUGUUUAAUUCUGGCUGCUCUGUGAGGACAGGGCUGGAGGUGCCCUGCUCAUGAAGAGUGAUUAACUCAGUAUAGUGGGGGGUGGGUUUGUGUGUGGGGAUGGAGGGGAAGUUGGAGCUGUGCUGGAGUUGUUGCUCCAUGUCAGGUAUAUUUGAAUCAAUCCAAGGCAGUGUCUCAGAGCAGCUUAGAGACAAUCUGGCUGCCAGCCUCUCUUCCACUGCCCUGCUCACACUGACCAGCCUGGGGAGGAGUCGUGGCCUGUGGGGUGGCAACAAUUUGGAAGCACUUGAGUCCUGUGGACCCUCUUGUAAGAACAACACAGGCUCCUCAAAAACUUUACAUUGGUCCUUUUUCUCCCCACUACCCCCAGGGAAAAUCUGCCUAGUCAUAAAAUUUUAUCCUUUAAGCUGUAAAACUCCCCCCUGUGGGAGCUAUGCUGAGACCCAGCCCAGUUUAGAAGAGUCCAGGUCUAUUUAUAAGUUUGUCUUUGCUGCUGACUGAGCUGCAAAACUUCGUAGCGAUUCUGGAAACUCAAGCACACAAAUGCAAAAGGACCCUGGAGGAUUUCUUGUGCCUGUGUUUAUUGCCCAAGAAAGAAAGCUGCUCCAGAUGGUUGUAUCCUGCACAGCUCUGCUGAGAUUCCAUCAUCCAGCAGGAGCAAGGGCAGUGUGACAGCUCUGUCUUAGGAAGGAGACUUCCAUGAAGAUGAGCAGACUCUCUUCCCUCAAGCUUUCCCUGUGAAGGUGUUUUCCAUGACCAGCAGCAGCCAGCAUGAGCUAGAGAGAAACGGUGAUGUAGCUACUGGUUCAACAGCGUCCUUCUCUGGAGACAGAGGCUGCUGCCAUCCCUGUGGUGCCCACACUGGCUGCACACAGAGACCCCUCUGCAUCUCUGCCGUGGCACUGCUCGUCCUGGUGGCUGCCCUGGCCUCGGGGCUGGCUCUGGCACUCCUGCUACGGACACCAGUGAACCGCCUCUGCACAGCCCCUAAUAACAAGACAGGCUUCUUGUGUGAUGACAGAGUGACCUGUGUCCCAGCCAGCCAGGUCUGUGACAACAUCAGCAACUGCAGGAAUGGAGAAGAUGAGCAGGAGCAGCUCUGUGGUGACUUGCCCCACAGCCUCCCAGGACACCUGAUUUUCUACUGCAGUAACCCCAAGUCCUGGGUUUAUGCUGACCUGAGGUGUAAUGGGAUGAACGACUGCGGGGACUGCUCUGACGAGACAGGGAGCUUGGCUGCCUGCCCCCCAUGUGGGCAGGAGUGGUGGAGCUGCAGUCCUGUGCACUACGAGUUCUGCUCCUGCAUCCCCAGGAGGCUGUGCCGGGAUGGCAUCCAGCACUGCCUGGGCUGGUCCGACGAGCUCCUCUGCACAGCCUGAAUCCUGGCACCCAUCCCUGCUGGAGAGGGAGCAGGGUGCUUCCCACACGUCACCCUGAGCCUUGGAGUCCUGCCCAGCCACCUGCUUGGGAAGCUCCAGCCCAAGCAAAUCCUCCCCAGCGGCGCAGUGACACCAAACAGGACCAGGGGCGUGUGGCAGCCCUUGGCUGGACACUGCUGGGGGACAGAUGCCAUGUGAAGGUGACACUUCCUUCAUGGGCAGCACUGGUGCUGUGCUGGAAAUGCUUCACCAGCCACUGCUGGCACAGCUCUGGCCCAGGAUCUCCUCUAUGGAUGUACAGGCAGCCACGUCAGGGAUACAGAGCUGCCCAAAGCAGCAGGAGCUGAGUGGGGUGAGCCUCCAACACAUCUUCGUAGUCCUGAUCUUCACUGCAGGGGAAAAGCUUCUAUUUGUGUUCAAAACACAUCUGCAGGUGGUUUCAGCAGUGACUUUGAGGGCUCUGUGUUGAUGCUCCUGACAAUGAUGCUCCUGACACUUCCUUGGGAAUGCUGUGCUGGGAUGACACCAUGGGGAGCUGCUGCUCAGGCCACCUCCUGCUCUCCUCUCAAACCAUGAAACCAACACAGAGAAUAUAAUGGCAUGGAAAACUGGAGAAGUUUCAGGGUUCUGUGUGUGACAGAGUAGCUGUCCCUGAUAAAAUAACCUGCUCUUCACUCAGGGCUGUGCAGUUUUGCAGCAGGAGGUUGAGAAUGGCCAUGGAGCUGGGAUAGGUCUCGCUGAAGUUGGCAAAGAAAGGAGGAAAAAGAAGUCUCAUCCUUGGUGCAGAGAGCAGCAGAAAAUCAAGUGCUGCUCCCAGGGUGGUGUGGGAUGACACUGGAUCUGUUUGCUGCUUGUUUUGUUCCUCUGCCAGCAAGGCAGGACCAGGCAGCCAAGCCUUCAAAGCAGUCCUCAGGAUAUAGGUAUGGGCAUGACACUGAAAUUUAAGAAAGAUACUUUCUUUGCUCCUUUGAAAAUCUCAUCUAAAACAUUGAGGAAAACCCUACAUUUACAGUGAGUACUCUUACUUUUCUGGGCCCAAAAUAAACAUGACGUGAUCUUUUUUUUCCCAUUGCCACCCCAGGUCGUAGAUAUUUAAAAAUAAACCACUGUUCACUCA
Catharus ustulatus (Swainson's thrush) is the source of this 2984-nucleotide messenger RNA. RefSeq names its product low density lipoprotein receptor class A domain containing 1 (gene LDLRAD1). The record is from RefSeq and is a predicted model, not a curated record. Gene Ontology annotation, molecular function: protein binding. The transcript is spliced from 6 exons. NCBI's taxonomy places the organism in Eukaryota, Metazoa, Chordata, Aves, Passeriformes, Turdidae. The coding region runs from base 1241 to 1867 and encodes 208 amino acids.